Molecule: messenger RNA, 3921 nt
Organism: Tarenaya hassleriana
Lineage: Eukaryota; Viridiplantae; Streptophyta; Magnoliopsida; Brassicales; Cleomaceae
Product: homeobox-DDT domain protein RLT3-like
Exons: 19
Coding region: 240-3620 (1126 amino acids)
Biological process (GO): regulation of transcription by RNA polymerase II
Cellular component (GO): transcription regulator complex; nucleus
Molecular function (GO): DNA-binding transcription factor activity, RNA polymerase II-specific; RNA polymerase II cis-regulatory region sequence-specific DNA binding
Source: RefSeq, a predicted model, not a curated record
AAAAACCCCAAAACCCUACUCCCCUGUAAAAAUCUCGUCUUCUUCUUCCACCAUUUCUUCUGCUCCUUUUUCUUCUCCUUCUAUUGCUCCGACCUCUUGUCCUUCAUUAUCUCUAUCAUGCAUGCCACAGCUUUGACUAUCUUCCUUGUGAGAGAUUUGGUUUUGAUAAGCUAAAAAUCCGACACCUCGAUUCGGAGUCUUGAAGCUUAUUUGAGUUGGUGAGUGAUAUUACAGUAGAAAUGAGGAAGAAAUCACCUGUACAGCUUCAAGCUCUUGAGGACUUCUAUUUGGAGAAGAAGUAUCCCACGGCUAAGGAAAUUAAGGACUAUAGUAAGUCUCUGAGAUUAACAGUGAAGGAAGUGCGUGGAUGGUUCAUCGAAAAGCGGAGAAGAGAUAAAAGGAGAGACGGAUGCGUCAUGCCUUCAGCUUCAACUUCAGCUGUAGAGACAUCAAAUAAAAGAAAGGAUCCUGGGUCAUAUGAUAUAUCGAAUAUGAGUAGUUCAACAUCGUCCAGAUGCACCUGUGGAUCUUCUGGUGUUGAGAAGAGAUCUAGUACCGGAGAAAAUACUGCCAGUAUUCAAAAGUUAUUGGCUCCACAGUACAUUUUGGCUAAGAUUUUCCGGAAGGAUGGUCCACCCCUUGGUGUUGGAUUCGACUCUCUCCCUUCUCGAACACGUAAAGCUUCUUGGCUUGUUCCUGCUGAUCAGAUUCAACAAAAACAAAGAGUAGCAAGAAAGAGAAAGAUUUCUGAGCUGAUGAAUCAUCAUAAUCGAGAUUGCAUUGAGGAGAAUGCUACACGGGCAAAACAUGGUAUAGGUAAGGGUUUGAUGACAGUGUGGCGGGCGAUGAAUCCAACUGGCGUAAUUCCUCCUGGAAUUGAUAUACCUGAGGAAAGAAUAACAUUGCAUCAAAGACCAUCACGAAAAUCUCAACCUCAGAAGAAAAAGCAAAGGCAGCUAGCAUCAAUACUGAAGCAGAAAAUGUUGCAGAAGAGUUCAAGGGAAAAGAAGUGUUCUAUAAAUAGAGAGGUGGAACUCCACAAAGAUAAAACCCGAGUAGCUUGCAAAGAAAAUUGUGAACUUUCCCUGGAUGAGGAGGUAUCUGAAGAAAACCAAGAAAAAUUUGCAAUACUAUUGGAUGAUGAAGAGUUGGAAAUGAGGGAGCUACAGGCUGGAGCGAAUCCAUUGACAUGUUCAGGCCAUCAUCCUAGCAGCGGACUACAUGUUUGUUUUCUUUGCAAAGAUUUGCUACCCAAAUUUCCCCCAAAUUCUGUCAAGAUGAAGCUGCCGUUUGGUAUGCAUCCAUGGGAUUCUUCUCCAGAGUCUGUGAAAAAACUAUUUAAGGUCCUACAUUUCCUUUAUACCUAUUCAGUAGCUCUGGACAUGCAUUAUUUCACACUCGAAGAGUUUGUGAAGGCAUUUCAUGAUAAGGAUUCUCUGCUACUUGGUAAAAUUCAUCUUUCCCUUCUAAAGCUGCUUGUGCUUGAUCUUGAAACUGAGCUGCAAAGGGGAACUUUCACAAACUUAAGUAUAUCAUGCAAGUUUCUAGCAUUGCUUCAUUCGGUUGAAAGCCAAAUACUUAUUUUAGAUUUGUGGAAGGAUUCACUAAGUCCAUUAACAUGGACUGAAAUACUGCGUCAAAUAUUGGUUGCAGCUGGUUUUGGUUCAGCUAAGGGUGCUGUUCGAAGAGAAGAACUAAGUAAGGAAAGGAGACUCUUGAUAAAGCAUGGCCUUUGUCUUGGAACCUUAAAGGGCGAAUUAUUUAGACUGCUUUUUGAGCAAGGCAAUAACGGUUUGAAAGUCUCUGACCUUGCCAAUUCGGCCCAGGUUGCUCAGCUGAAUCUAGCAACUUCAUCGGAGGAACUGGAGCGAUCAAUAUCUGCAACUUUAGCAAGUGAUAUUACUUUAUUUGAAAAGAUUUCCGGGUCAGCAUACCGUUUGCGUGCUAGUUGUUUCUCUGAGGAUCCAGAAAAGAGCCAGUCUGAUUCUGAUGACUUUGGAAGUGUUGAUGAACCUGAGGAUGACUCCUCUUCUAGUUCAGGUGAUGAUUCUGAAAAUCUUGCGCUUAGCAAAAUCAGGCAUAGGAGCAGACAGAAGCGUAAAAAUAAAAUUCUGGAUGUCAAUACUGAGAUUGAUGAAAGCCAUCCUGGAGAACCAUGGCUGUUAGGCUUGAUGGAAGGGGACUAUUCAGAUCUAAGCAUUGAAGAGAAGUUGGAUGUUUUGGUGGCCUUGAUCGAUAUUCUUAGCUCAGGUUCCACUGUCAGAAUGGAGGAAUCAGCCAAAACUAAUGUUGACUGUGUCCCAAGUAUAUAUACUCGCGGUUCUGGUGGAAAAAUUAAGAGAGGCUCAUCAAAUCAGCACAAUUAUCCACGUGAAUCUUGGGUCCAUGGAUGGCAACUUCAUAGUUCUAAAGGAGAAUCUAUUUCUGAUUCUCGUCCAAUUGAUUCUUCAACAGUUGCUGGAGCCUUUGCUAAGCAGACUGGAGAUAAGGCUGAUGGUCACCCUAUGCAAUCGGUAUAUCUGGGUUCUGAUCGUCGAUUCAAUAGGUAUUGGCUUUUCUUAGGCCCAUGCCACACAAAUGACCCUGGCCAUAGGAGUGUGUACUUUGAAUCUUCUGAAGAUGGUCACUGGAAAGUUAUUGACAAUGAGGAGGUUUUGCGUGCAUUGCUAUCGAUUUUGGAUGACAGAGGCACACGGGAAGCUAAUCUUAUUGGGUCAUUGGAGAAACGAGAAGCUUUUCUUUGUCAAGCAAUGUCGAGUAGACAGAUGACUCAGUCAGAUACGUCAAGAUUUACAGAUGUAGUCAGAGAGGAUAGUUCUUCUCCAGUUUCUGAUAUAGACAACAAUCUAUGUCUGACUGAGGUUGCGAAUAACCAUUUGUCUUCUCCACGUGGGGCUAUAGUUUUCGAGGUGGAAAGUAAGAGAGAGCAGAAGCUGAGGUGGAUCCGUGUUCAAGAGUUUGAUGACUGGAUAUGGGCUAGCUUUUAUUCUAAUCUCAAUGCUGUAAAAUACAGUAGGAGAUCAUAUCUUGAUUCACUUACUAGGUGUAAGAUUUGUCAUGAUUUGUAUUGGAGAGAUGAGAAGCACUGUAAGAUUUGCCAUGCUACCUUUGAGCUCGAUAUCGAUCUUGAAGAAAGAUAUGCUGUGCAUGCUGCUACAUGCAGGAAGAAAGGAGAGGAUGAUUCAUUUCCCGAACACAAAGUUUUGCCGCCGCAGUUACAGUCCCUAAAAGCUGCAGUCCAUGCAAUUGAGUCUGCUAUGCCUGAAGAAGCCCUGAUUGGUGCAUGGAGAAAGUCGGCCCGUAGAUUAUGGGUCAAAAGACUUCGAAGAACAUCAUCUUUGUCCGAGCUUUUACAGGUAAUUGGAAACUUUGUCGGUGCCAUCAACGUAGAUUGGUUAUGGCGGUAUGAUGAUGAUGGUGAUGAUGAUGAUGGGCAUUCUCACCCUGUAAUGGAAGAGAUAAUUACUUGCUUCCCCUCUAUUCCUCAAACAUCAUCCGCCGUCGCGCUCUGGCUGGUGAAAUUGGACUCCUUAACUGCUUCCUACUUAGAAAAGUUGCAACCAGAAAGUAACCAAGAGAGGAGGACGAGAAGUACAAGUAAACGGGCAUCGAAGCUGUAGUUUACGCUCUUUGUUUCGGGUUUCCGGAACGAGAAUGGUAAGAAGAUUGUACAGAGAGAGGAGCUGGGUUUUUUGUUGCUGUGGUUCUUGAGUGAUUCCAGUCCAGAUAUUAUGUACAGACGUUUUAGAAUAUAUAUAUAUAUAUAUAUAUAUAUAUAUAUAUAUAUAUAAAUAUAUAGCGAGAUCUCAUAAAUCCCAAACACUCAAAUUUUGAAAAAUCUGAUUUUGUAAUAGCAGAAGCAGCAUAUGCAUUGCAACACUACACACUCUUUCAACGUUGUAUACGAAUAAAUCUUGCUCU